This is a messenger RNA of Delphinapterus leucas (beluga whale), 13375 nucleotides long. Lineage: Eukaryota; Metazoa; Chordata; Mammalia; Artiodactyla; Monodontidae. The record is from RefSeq and is a predicted model, not a curated record.
UUGGUCCCGGGAAACGAGGCUCGAAUUUUCUCCGCGGGUCGCUCGGCUCACGUUCGGCUGGUGGGGAAGGUGCUUUCGGACACAGUCGAUUAGGUACCCUUUUCCACAGCGUACGAGGUUUGCGCUCCGAGGUCGUGGGGACCCGGCCGGGCGCGCACAACCCUGCUGGCUUCUAUCCCUCUUGGUCUCACAGCCGUCAUCGUGGUCUCACAGCCGUCAUCGUUGUCUCACUUCACCGCCUCCCUGUACGUCCACCUCUCCUUCCAUGGGUCUUUCUUGGAGCACUGGCACCUGGAGCCACCUAUAGAUUGAGGUGUAUAUGGCAGUCUCACGCUCGCUGUAAUUGCCGACGAAAGGAGCAGGGCCAAGGCCUCAGGCCCAAGAAAGUUGAGCAAGACCUGGCAGUCCUGCCCCAGAGGUGCUCGCUAAGUGCUUGCAGAGAGAAUGAAUGAAUGGAUGGAUGGAGGAAGAGACAGAAGCACCAAGGAUAACUUCCAGCGUUUCAGCGUGGGAACAAGAAGUUGGCUGAUCUGAAGAAGCCUGGCAGAUGAGCAAUUCCAGCUCCUCCUUUUGUAGAAGAGUCUCCUGAAGCCCAGAGAGGAAGAGUGCUUUGUUGAAGGUCACCCAGCAUAUAUCCGGCCUGCUUCAUACUAAGCAGAACGACCUCACUUCUCUCCCUCCCUCAGCCAUGAUGGGAGGGAAACAUGGCAUCGCCCUGGAUCCUCCUCCGAAGACUCUGGCUCUUUUGCUGCUGAAAUCAGAAAGCUGAGCAAGUGGAGACUGGCGAGCAAAGGGCCUGCACAUCUGCGAAACGAGCCACCCCUCUCAGAGGAGCCGGUGCCACUUGAUCAAUUAACCCCACGCCCUUGUCUUCCAUCUGUGCUUGGAUCGAGAUGUGCGACUCUGCUGUGAGCGCAGAAGGUAAUAUCCAUCCUUCGAAUGGGCUGCUUGUGCGUGGGUGGCUGUUCCUUUGAUGACCACUACAGCAACUGUGGUUACAGCGUGGCCCUGGGGACCAAUGGGUUUACCUGGGAGCAGAUUAACACGUGGGAGAAACCAAUGUUGGACCCAGCGGUGCCUACAGGAUCCUUCAUGAUGGUGAACAGCUCUGGGAGGGCCUCUGGCCAGAAGGCACACCUUCUCCUGCCGACCCUGAAGGAGAAUGACACCCACUGCAUCGAUUUCCAUUACUACUUCUCCAGCCGCGACAGGUCCAGCCCGGGGGCCUUGAAUGUCUAUGUGAAGGUGAACGGUGGGCCCCAGGGGAACCCUGUCUGGAACGUGUCUGGGGUCGUCACUGAGGGCUGGGUGAAGACAGAGCUUGCCAUCAGCACCUUCUGGCCACAUUUCUACCAGGUGAUAUUUGAAUCCGUCUCUCUGAAGGGUCAUCCUGGCUACAUCGCUGUGGACGAGGUCCGGGUCCUUGCCCAUCCAUGCAGAAAAGCACCUCAUUUUCUGCGGCUCCAAAAUGUCGAGGUGAACGUGGGGCAGAAUGCCACCUUUCAGUGCAUUGCUGGUGGAAAGUGGUCUCAGCAUGACAAACUUUGGCUCCAGCAAUGGAAUGGCAGGGACACGGCCCUCAUGGUCACCCGCGUGGUCAACCACAGGCGCUUCUCGGCGACAGUCAGUGUGGCGGACACUACCCAGCGGAGUGUGAGCAAGUACCGCUGUGUGAUCCGCUCUGACGGUGGCUCUGGUGUGUCCAACUACGCUGAGCUGAUUGUGAAAGAGCCUCCCACACCCAUCGCCCCGCCAGAGCUGCUGGCCGUGGGGGCCACAUACCUGUGGAUCAAGCCGAACGCCAACUCCAUCAUUGGAGACGGCCCCAUCAUCCUGAAGGAGGUGGAGUACCGUACCACCACCGGCACCUGGGCAGAGACGCACAUCGUCGAUUCUCCCAACUAUAAGCUGUGGCACCUGGACCCCGAUGUGGAGUAUGAGAUCCGGGUGCUGCUCACGCGACCAGGGGAAGGGGGCACGGGACCGCCAGGGCCUCCCCUCACCACCAGAACCAAGUGUGCAGACCCGGUGCACGGCCCGCAAAACGUGGAGAUCGUGGACAUCCGAGCCCGGCAGCUGACGCUGCAGUGGGAGCCCUUCGGCUACGCGGUGACCCGCUGCCACAGCUACAACCUCACGGUGCAGUACCAGUACGUGUUCAACCAGCAGCAGUACGAGGCCGAAGAGCUCAUUCAGACCUCCUCCCACUACACCCUGCGGGGCCUGCGCCCCUUCAUGACCAUCCGGCUGCGGCUGCUGCUGUCCAACCCCGAGGGCCGGAUGGAGAGUGAGCAGCUGGUGGUGCAGACGGAGGAGGAUGUUCCAGGAGCUGUUCCUCUAGAGUCCAUCCAAGGGGGUCCCUUUGAGGAGAAGAUCUACAUCCAGUGGAAACCUCCCAAUGAGACCAACGGGGUCAUCACACUCUACGAGAUCAACUACAAGGCCGUGGGCUCAUUGGACCCGAGUGCCGACCUCUCCAGCCAGAGGGGCAAAGUGUUCAAGCUUCGGAAUGAAACCCACCACCUCUUUGUGGGUCUGUACCCCGGGACCACCUACUCCUUCACCAUCAAGGCCAGCACAGCAAAGGGCUUUGGGCCCCCUGUUACCACCAGGAUCGCCACCAAAAUUUCAGCUCCAUCGAUGCCUGAAUAUGACACAGACACCCCACUGAAUGAAACAGACACGACCAUCACAGUGAUGCUGAAGCCCGCUCAGUCUCGGGGAGCCCCUGUCAGUGUUUAUCAGCUGGUUGUCAAGGAGGAGCGACUUCAGAAGUCACGGAGGGCAGCUGACAUCAUUGAGUGCUUUUCGGUGCCGGUGAGCUAUAAGAAUGCCUCCAGCCUCGAUUCUCUACACUACUUUGCUGCUGAAUUGAAGCCUGCCAACCUGCCUGUCACCCAGCCAUUUACAGUGGGCGACAACAAGACAUACAAUGGCUACUGGAACCCACCUCUUUCCCCUCUGAAAAGCUACAGCAUCUACUUCCAGGCACUCAGCAAAGCAAAUGGAGAGACCAAAAUCAACUGUGUUCGUCUGGCUACGAAAGGUGCCUCCACUCAGAAUUCCAACACCGUGGAGCCGGAGAAGCAGGUGGACAAUACUGUGAAGAUGGCCGGCGUGGUCGCCGGCCUCCUCAUGUUCAUCAUCAUUCUCCUGGGCGUGAUGCUCACCAUCAAGAGACGAAGAAAUGCUUAUUCCUACUCCUAUUACUUGAAGCUGGCCAAGAAGCAGAAGGAGACACAGAGUGGAGCGCAGAGGGAGAUGGGGCCCGUGGCCUCGGCCGACAAACCCACCACCAAGCUCAGCACCAGCCGCAACGACGAAGGCUUCUCCUCUAGCUCACAGGACGUUAAUGGAUUCACAGAUGGCAGCCGUGGGGAGUUGUCCCAGCCCACCCUCACGAUCCAGACUCACCCCUACCGGGCCUGCGACCCCGUGGAGAUGAGCUAUCCCCGGGACCAGUUCCAGCCCGCCAUCCGGGUGGCUGACCUGCUCCAGCACAUCACUCAGAUGAAGAGAGGCCAGGGCUACGGGUUCAAGGAGGAAUAUGAGGCCUUACCGGAGGGGCAGACAGCCUCGUGGGAUACAGCCAAAGAGGAUGAAAACCGCAACAAGAAUCGAUACGGCAACAUCAUAUCCUAUGACCAUUCUCGAGUGAGGCUGCUGGUGCUGGAUGGAGACCCACACUCCGACUACAUCAACGCCAACUACAUUGAUGGGUACCAUCGACCCCGGCACUACAUUGCUACUCAAGGUCCCAUGCAGGAGACCGUAAAGGACUUCUGGAGAAUGAUCUGGCAGGAGAACUCGGCCAGCAUCGUCAUGGUCACAAACCUCGUGGAAGUGGGCAGGCACCCAGCGGGACACACUGUGGGAAAUGCCACCCUAAGCCGCUCGGCGUCCCCCGGAAUGGUGAAGUGUGUGCGAUACUGGCCGGAUGACAUGGAGGUCUACGGAGACAUUAAAGUCACCCUGAUCGAAACAGAGCCCCUGGCAGAGUAUAUCAUCCGCACCUUCACGGUCCAGAAGAAAGGCUACCAUGAGAUCCGGGAGCUCCGCCUCUUCCACUUCACCAGCUGGCCCGACCACGGCGUCCCCUGCUAUGCCACCGGCCUCCUCGGCUUUGUCCGCCAGGUCAAGUUCCUCAAUCCACCGGAAGCUGGGCCCAUAGUGGUCCACUGCAGUGCUGGUGCCGGGAGGACUGGCUGCUUCAUCGCCAUCGACACCAUGCUUGACAUGGCCGAGAACGAAGGGGUGGUGGACAUCUUCAACUGCGUGCGUGAGCUCCGGGCCCAGAGGGUCAACCUGGUACAGACGGAGGAGCAGUAUGUGUUUGUGCACGACGCCAUCCUGGAAGCGUGUCUCUGCGGCAACACGGCCAUCCCGGUAUGCGAGUUCCGCUCUCUCUACUACAAUAUCAGCAGGCUGGACCCCCAGACCAACUCCAGCCAAAUCAAAGACGAAUUUCAGACCCUCAACAUCGUGACUCCUCGCGUCCGGCCCGAGGACUGCAGCAUCGGUCUCCUGCCCCGGAACCAUGAUAAGAAUCGGAGCAUGGAUGUCCUGCCUCUGGACCGCUGCCUGCCCUUCCUCAUCUCGGUGGAUGGAGAAUCCAGCAACUACAUCAAUGCGGCACUGAUGGAUAGCCACAAGCAGCCUGCCGCGUUCGUGGUCACACAACAUCCUCUACCCAACACCGUGGCGGACUUCUGGAGGCUGGUGUUCGAUUAUAACUGCUCCUCUGUGGUGAUGCUGAAUGAGCUGGACACUGCCCAGCUCUGUAUGCAGUACUGGCCUGAGAAGACCUCGGGGUGCUACGGGCCCAUCCAGGUGGAAUUCGUCUCCGCAGACAUCGAUGAGGACAUCAUCCACAGAAUAUUCCGCAUCUGUAACAUGGCUCGGCCACAGGAUGGAUAUCGUAUAGUCCAGCACCUCCAGUACAUUGGCUGGCCUGCCUACCGGGACACACCCCCCUCCAAGCGCUCUCUGCUCAAAGUGGUCCGACGGCUGGAGAAGUGGCAGGAGCAGUACGAUGGGAGGGAGGGACGCACUGUGGUCCACUGCCUAAAUGGGGGAGGCCGCAGCGGAACCUUCUGUGCUGUCUGCAGCGUGUGUGAGAUGAUCCAGCAGCAAAACAUCAUCGAUGUGUUCCACAUCGUGAAAACAUUACGUAACAACAAGUCCAACAUGGUGGAGACCCUGGAACAGUAUAAAUUUGUAUACGAGGUGGCACUGGAAUAUUUAAGCUCCUUUUAGCCCAAUGGCAUGGAGAACCUGCCAGAGUCCAGAGGCUGCUGCAGCCAAGCCCCCUUUUCUGUGAAUGGCAGCGACUGGGCUCAGGGGCUAAGCGGUGGCACCCUGCCCAACUCCAAGGAGAAGACUGGUGGUCCUGUGGUCCACGGUGGGCUCUGUACCUUCAGAGGAGUCUCCAGUUGCUGUGGAGGACGCCGCCCUGAAAGGCCCAGGCUUCUUUUCCAGCCUCAGGCACGGGCCCAUACAGAAGUGCACCUGUAUAGCAAGGCCCGGAUUUUUCAGUGCCCAGACCUCUUCCUUUUGCUCUUUUCAGGUUUGUGAAUCUCGAGGCAAGCUGACUGUGUGGGUACAGGGGAGUGACAGGCCUGGCAGCACGUCCUCUGCCCUGCGUCCUCUGGGCAGUGGGGGGAUGUGUGCUUUCCUCCUCCACGGGGUCGUGAAUAUGACCGGGCUCUGCUGCCGUCUCCUUCAGGGACCUCUGGAUCACUGGGACUUCAGGAUGCUCCCGAGACCACAGCAGAGGCCCCCAUCCUCCCAACUAACCUGCAUGGGGCUUGACCCACCACCAUUGUGUACUCGUCCCCCAGCCCAGGCCCUGACCUUCUGUCAUUCACUGGCCAGUCCGCUGUGUCCGCGGCAGUCCUGGACAAAGGUCUGCUUUGCGUUUUUGUGGUCAGUGGGGUGGGGCAGAACUGCAGGGGACUUUGCUGCUGCUCCUUGUGUCUGUGAAGAAGGACUGCCUCCCUGGGGCACGGCUCUGGCUGACCCUGUGUGUCUUGGGCGGUGGCUCCUUUGGGAGGGAUGAACAAGUUAAGAUUUGAUGAUUUUCCAAAGUGUACGUGUAAAGAAACUUUCUUUUGGAGGGUGUAAGAUCUUUCUUAGUCUCAUAUCAAAAAAAGGUGGGAGGGACGUUUGGUUGUGUAGCUAUAAGACAAAUCUCUGGGGCCUGUUAUCAUCUCUCCUGGAAAUGUCCUCAAAAGGUCCCAGCCAGGGACAGCACAGCCACUGAGCAAGGGAGAGAUAGUCUGAAGACAGUCCCUUUUGGCCUUUGGGGCAGAUAGAGUACCAGCAUAACCUCGGAUCUCCAAAUUUGAACACCUUCCUAGAGAAACUCAGCUGCCAUCUCAGAAAAUGCACCCAGCUAUACUUCGGUUUAAAAUAGGACAAGGGGAUCAGACCUGGGGAGUCUAGACUCUUGCCCAAAGUAUGGGUCAGUCAGUGACAGAGGCGCCAGCAUUGGCUAAGUACUUCUUAUAUGCCAGGCUUGGCAAGUUCUUAGAACCCACCCCCGCCCUCCCUGAGAGAGCUAUUCACCUGUUAUCAUCCUUAUUUUACAACCGAAGACACUGAGGCGUCUUCCGCAGUCAUGAUAUUCUGGUUUCCAAAAGGCAGGUAAUAGUGAUGAGACUUAUUUGUAAUGUUUUCUUCAUCCUUUCUCAGCCAAGCAAUUACUAUAUGGACGGAAAAUAAGGCCAGAAAUUUCUGAGCAGAGAACUCCACAAAUGGGAAUUUAAUUCUUUCUUUCCUAUGCCAAUUUUUCUGAGAAGCUCAGAAUUUCAGAUAUAGUUUAGCAACUCAUUCCCAGCUCCCCAGGAAAGCUAGUCCCAUCUCCUUUCUUAGCCAGUGAAAACAAUUCCCUGUGCCCUCAGGCGGUGAGGUCUGCCAGCCAGGGACACUCUACCUUGGUCUCUAGCUGGUGCUUUGGUACAGUACCUGGCAGCCCCCGGGUGGCCUGGGAUCCAGGAAGCUUCAUCUUGAAGGCUGGUCUAGCUCCAGAGCGGCCAUGAGAAGCACAGAAUUCAAUAAGGCACAGUGUUCUCCCUAAAGAACUUACUGUAUCCUGGGAAAACUGAACCACAGCGCAGCUGACAAGUGUUACACGAGCCUCACAGCAAGAGAGAUUCAGCGUAGAGCUUUCUAGAGGAGGUGACAUCCAUUCCACUGGGUAGAAAAAGGAAGAAAAGGAAACUCAGGCCAAGGGAUCAGCAUGUGCAAAGACAAAGAGGUGUGCAAAAUCCUUGGCGGGGGUGGGGGUGGGUGGUUGCGGUGAGAUGGCAGGAGAUCAGCUCAACGGGAGCAGAACAUGGCAGGAGGUGAGCCAGGGUCAGGGGGCAGAUGCUCCACCAGCAGGGCAGACUUGGCCCCUGUGGGCAAGAAGGACGCAGUGGGGCUUUGAGUGAUGUGCUCAGCUCAGUGCUAGAGGAGGCUCCCUCUGGGGCCAGUGGGGCUGCCUCUUUCCUUUCAUCAGACACUGUGAAAAUGGUCCCUUAAGCGUAUACUUUUUAAUAUCACAUCUAUUUGUCUGUCUGCUCAUUGUUUUGUUGCUGGAUCAGGAGACGCAGCUUCUGUGAGAAACUCAGGGUCUCUGCUCUGCCACGAAGCAGGGUGACCAAGCCAGACCCCUGGGCCCAUGAGGACGGGACAUGGAAGGAGCCCACAGAAGCUGUUCCCGUCAGCAUGGGCUCUGGAACUGUCUGGAAGUCCAGGGACACCAGACUCGAUCAAGGAAGGGCUGUCACUUUGGAGGUUCAAGAGGAAGCAUCUCAAAGCAAAGGAAGGCGGAGGAGCCCCACCACAGACUUGCUCUUCCCCUUUCAUGGUCCCUUUUCCUGGUCCCCAGGCCCUGGCCCCCUGCUGGCCUCCCCUGGCUCUAGUCUUGGCCUUCAAGGAGCGUGUGACAUAGCAGAUCAGCCAGCUAGCUAUAUGCUCCUCUCUCAGAUCUGGGCUCAUCCGUACAGAAUGGGGGCUGGGAGAGGGUUGUGCUCUCUAACAAACACAAAGAAACCCUAGGAUUUACUCUGCUCAGGAGGGGGCAAGAUAGCUGGCAGAUGAAAAUGACAGUGGUUUCUAUCAUUUCAGAUGGUAGGAAUUUAGAAUGUGACUUUGGGGAGAAGGAAUUUAGAAUGAAAACUCAGGCCAUGCUGGGUAACCCAACAAGGGCCAGUGAUGGUUCCCCCAGCUCAGCACCACCGGCCCCCGUCAUUUUCUCACAACCCAACCACCCUCCAGAGGAUGCAGGGCAGUGAACAGUCUUCAGCCAGUUUACACUGGAAGACACUGAGGCUCGCGGAUGGGGAUGCUUUCCCCAAGAUCCCACGUGGCAAGAAUGUGGGAGGACAUAGAUGAGACGGGGCGCUGGUGCCCGGGAAUUUGGACUCGAUCCCAGGAAAGCUCAUGGGCAAACAGCACCUCCCCCGGGAUACUCUACACACAGGGCAGGCUCACCGUUCAUGAUGCAGAGGGAAGUGGAACUCAUGGUCUCUGGGUCUCCAUGACAGGGGCCAGCCUCCUGUCUCUGGGCUGCCCAAGAGAGUCCCCUCACUUAGCACGAAGCCUCAUGGCUCUCACCUCCUAGAUGUGGACCCUGUUUGGAGAAGAUGCAAGGAAUUAACGAGAAGCCAGGUACUGUCCCCACCUGACUGCAUUUCUGGCCUAGACAUCUUCGGGAUGUAUCCUAGCUGCAUCCUAACACGUUGUUCUCUCCUCCUUUCUGGUACGAAGGUCCUGGGGCCAGGGGGCUCUGAGCCUCUAGAUGGCUACAGCAUGCCUCCCUUUGUGGGAGCAGAAGGGAUCAGCUUGCUUUUACACUGUCUCUCUGGAUGUAGCCCGGGCAGUGGCCUGCCUGCCAGAUGUCAGCCUUCCCGUGCAACCAGCAGACCCUGUGCUGGAGACUCUAAAUGUGAGCUCACCGAAUUCUUCCAGCAUUCCUAAGAAGUGCUUCUAAUUGUCACCAUUUUAUAGACGAGGAGACUGAGGUUCAGAGGGGUGAAAUCGUUUGCCCACAGUUCCACCACAGCUAGUAAAGGAGGGAGCCAGGAUUUAAACUGGUUCUUUUGACUUCAAAGACAAUAUUUUCCCAUGUCUCAGAUUUUCCCAUGGGGGGGGGCUACCUGUAACAGCAAAGACUAGAGUGAAACAGGCCCAAUGGAUCUUGUAAAGCCCAAAGCAGACAAUGGUCAGCUUAAAAUUCCUUCAGUUUCAUGUCUAGCAAUUCACAUAAUAUUUGCAUUCUUCUCUAAUUUAGCCUGAUUUGUUUUCAUAGAAGUGCAUAAAUAUUUUUUUAACCACGUGUGCCCUGGUCCCUCAUGUGGCUUUGAUCCCUUCAACUCACUAUGAUGGACCCUAGGGAAUUCCAGCCUAGUCUAAGAGGCACAAUGCCUGGCCAUGCUGCCUCCUCCUGAGGCCAAUUCUAGACUCAAGUGCAGCUCACCUUCCCCUUAGCAGAUCCUAUGGUAUGGGGGUACCCUGACCUCACUGUUCAUGGGUUGAUCUCAACUCAAGUCUUCUUAAGUUGGAUACUGGAAAAAAGCCAUUGAAAUCUACUAGAAUUACAAGGACAUGCCCAUCUGGAGUGGCGACGGCUGAGCGCAUAAAACCCUAAAGGGAAAGGAGGUGAUGAACACAGCCUUACUCAGCAGAUUCCUGAAUGCUGGGGCCUCUAAAAGGUGGUGCCCUUAGUCUAGGUAGGGUCAUAUGGUUGCUAAUGUGGGCCAAUCUGAGGGCACACUUCACAUGAGGGGCUGGGGGCUGGAAGCCUCGUCACUUUACUUCAACCCCACAUACUCACUGGGUUCUUACAACAUGCAGGGCCCUGGAGGGGCUGCCAUCAGGAAGCUCAGUUUACUAUGGCACAGUCCAUCCCUUGGUGAGACAUGGGGUUGUGAUAGGAAGGACCCAGUCUCUGGUUCUAAUCCAACCCAGCCAUUUCUUGGCUGUAGAAUGUUGGGCCAACCAACCAAUUAGUGGGAAAAGAUGUAGAAAGAGGAGCCUCGGCCAGGUAGAAGGGGUAAGUAGAUUGGGAGAGCUUUGGGUAGGAAAACAGGAAGGCAAAGCCAAGAAGUUAGGACCCGACGGGACUCCUCAGAACCAAGGUUGCAUAUGGUCUACUGGGCAAAGUGGUCACUUCUGUGACACAGUAGGAUGGGGGACGGAGAGGGACUGGCCAGAACCACUUGGAACAAAGGUGUUGCUUUAGAAUGUGUCUCAGUAUCUUGGAGAAAAGAUGAUAAUCUUUCCCUCUGACCAAUCACGUUUAUCCAUCAUUGGUUCCCCGUUGGUAAGCUAGCUCCUGGUGUGUCGCCUCACCAUGAUCCACAUUUCCUCAAUUCUGGUGUGAAUCCCUGGUGUGUGUCCUCACUGCGAUCCACACAGUUGUGGUGUGAACCCCUGUUGUGUGCACAGAGGUGUUCAGUCUAGCAAGGAUGCUGCAGAGAGAAGUGAGGCCCAGGGAGGAGCAAAAAGAGGCUCAUCAUGUCAUCUUUGCAGGAGUAACUGCCCAGCCCAGAUCCAGGGACACUGAAGGAGAGGGCAGCUCCCCUGUACCUCACAGGGGAUGAAGAAAACCCCCUUCACUUAGCCUGCAUCUGGCCUCUCCUGGGCUGGACAGAGAGGCCAUCAGCACCAAGUUGAGUCAGGAGUAAUGCCAUGGAAAACACGGGUGAGCCUGUCGGUAAGAUGACCACGAUGCUAAUUCUAAACCAUAAGGCCAACACAUUGUGCUGGGCCGGGAUCCCGGGGGACAGCUGGUCAACCCAAGCUGCAGGGCAGAAGAUGAGACAUGAGUCACAUGGUGGCCGUGCAUCUCCAAGCCCUGACAUGCCUUCCCCGUCAUCUAACUAGUCUGAGCUCCUUCUCAGCCCACGAUGCCAGCUCCAAAUCACAGCCAAAUAAAACAGGGACAUAAGUAAUAUGAAUCCAGCAUAGGGGGAACCAGCUGAGGCUCAGCCUUGUUCCUAUAUCCCCAUGCAAGGGUUCCGUGUUGGAGGUUUUCAACAGAGACGUGCCUAGCAGUGAUAAAAUGCAAGGCCUUGGCUUCCAUCUAUCCAGGAUCUGCCUUUGAGGUCAUACACUGUCUGAACAGCAAGGAGAGAAGUCAGUGGCAGACAGUGGAGGAGGCUCCAGUUUUUCAGAGUCAUGGGUAUGAUCCUCAGAAGCACAGAGAGAUGUCUAAGCCAUACUUAUGCACAUGAACAGACUCUCUUCUGGUUUACUGGUAACCAGACAUAGACUUUUGCGUCACACUGGCUGGCUGUACAACGCUCUUGUAGGUACCAAGACCAUCUCUUGCAUCCCUCCUGCCUGCCUCCAGAAGAGGUGGAAAAAGGUCAUCAAAGAGGCCACAUUCACCCCCUCAAAUCCACCCAAGAAUGUUAGGUCCCCAAGAGGUGGGGUCAGCACCCAUAAUGGUAGACCCCAGGCUUAGCAUCCUGGUUAUCUAAGAGGUUGGGCUAGUCACUGCCGUUGACACAAAGAUGUAGGACUCAGCAUGGGCAUACUGUAGAGUAAAGCUGCUGGGGCAGGGUUACCAUGGAGUUUCCGUAGGUGUCUGAGAGCUGCUCUGAGCAGUGGGAUUUGGACCCUGAUCCCUGGUUGAAAUGUUCAGAGAGUUAGGGUCUGCGGUCCUUAGAGUAUUGGUCAGGAAGGUAUUGGUAUGAAAGCCUGGAGCUCAGGGUAAUUACUAUACUUUAUGGUUCCUUGGUGAGUGGGAUGCUUAGAUUUGGGGGAGGAAAGGGAUUACGAAGCAACCUGCCAAAACCGCAAAGUUGAGUUCCUGUACACAUACUUCUGUGCCUUUGGGCUUAUGAAUACAAAGCAGUGGGCCCCCUUCGAGAUGGUCCAACAAACUCUCAGUGCCCACCGUGCACCUAUCUCUCCCAUGGAAGAUUAAUGAUGUAGGCUGUUCUUUGGACCAAAGCCUCCAGGGCAGUCUGGAGGCUCAGAGGGCCAAGGGGUGACAUCCCAGGUCAGAUCAGACUUCUGAAGAGUUAGGCAGAAUACCAGUGCCCAUACCCUCCAUAGGCCUGCAGAUCGUUAGAUAAAUUCAAGCACAGUUUGCUAGUCCUGGAUCACUCCUAUGAGCGGAACGAGGACCAAUGGGUGAAACUUCAUAGCUGUAAGAGAGGACUUGCUAUCUGCCAGAGAUGAGCUUUCUGUCUCAGCAGCUCUUCAGCAAAAGCCAGGCAUCUCUUUAAAGGGAAGAAAGAGCUUUGCUGAGAUGGCCUUUAAGUUUCUUCCACCCUAGAUGAAUGAAGUAUUACGGAGCUGGGACCUUGUUUGAACGCCUUCCUUCCUGCAGAGCACAGAGCCAAGCAGGUUGGGCUUGGUUUGUGCUGGUUGAAGCCCCUACUCUCCUGCUGCCCCAGCACCACGCAGGCCAAGAUGCUGCUCUAGCCACGCAUCAAAGGCUCAUCCAGGCUGGUUAUCACCAAACAGACCAGAGAGAGCAGCUGCUUUGCCACAGAACCCAGGCCCGCCAAGAUCUGCGAUGAGACCAGUCGUAAUUUUGAUCCGCUGGCCAACAGGGCCAUCAGUGACAGCCGGAAUCAGUAAAGGUCCAAGUAGGACCCAGAGCAGGGUUUUGCUUACCAUACACAUUAACUCCAGAGGUGAACUCUACCCCUCCCCUCCCCAGUCGAGGCCUGUUAGAGCAAAUUGCAAAAGCAAAAGCACAGUGACUCAGUUGCCAUGUGAUCAUAAUCAUCCCUGGUACAUCCAUUUCACUGCCAGGUAGAUCCUGAACUAGCCCAGGCUAAUCCAGGCUAACCCAUGUUGGCAAUCAGACUCAAAAGCACUUUUCUACCUUCUCUUUCCACCCUACAUCUUACCAGCCAACGAAAGGCAAAGAGUUGGGGUUUCUACCAUUGCCUUGGCCACUGGACACCAUCAUAGCCGCAUAAGGGCCAUCACGGGGUUCCCAUCAACUCCAGGGAGACACAUUUUCACGUCCACUGGGCAUAUGAUACUGCAUGAGACCAAAGUCUCCACACUGUUAGCAGCCUCCUCCACGAGUCCCAAUGGCCUGCACUUGUACAGUUUGGGUGUUUGAUAGAUAAAGCACGUAUGAGAAGAGAAAACAAAAUAAAUCAACUUUUUAAAAAAGCCAGCACUGUGCUGUCAAUGUUCUUUUUUUUUUUUUUUUCCUUUCCAAUUCUAGCUUCAAAAAGCAGAAGGUAGAUAAUGUCAGGUCAGUGAAUAUCAGAUAUAUUUUUUGACUGUACAUUACAGUGAAGUGUAAUCUUUUUACACCUGCAAGUCCAUCUUAUUUAUUCUUGUAAAUGUUCCCCGACAAUGUUUGUAAUAUGGCUGUGUUAAAAAUCUAUACAAUAAAGCUGUGACCCUGAGA